AUGGAAGAAGGAUAUCAAGUUAGGAACGCUCGACUCACGACCUUUUGGGAGGAGAAGAGAGUCAUCUUGAUUUGCUUCUUCAUCGGCUUCGCUCAAUUUCAGUAUGGAUACGAUUCCGCUGCCGUGGCGGGUUUCCAGAGCAUGGCAGGCUUCUUGCGUAUCUUCGGAUAUCCUGAUCCCGAAAUCACGAUCGGUUACAACAUUACCACUAAAGUUCAGCGAUUGAUACAAAGCUUGAUGAACCUAGGUGGUCUAACUGCUUCCAUCGGAAUUUAUGCUCUCGGACCACGAGCCAGUCGUCGAGUAGGCUUAUGGAUUGCCUGUGCGAUUGGAGUCAUUGCCAUCUCGAUUCAAAUCGGCCCCACGACUCUUGGCGCCCUGUAUGCGGGAAGAUUCUUACUCGGAAUUUCAAACGGAUUCUUUAUGGUAUUCUGCGUCACAUACAUGAGCGAAAUUGCGCCUGCACAUCUGAGAGGAUCCGUCGUUGGCUUGGUCACUUUUCACACAUCAUUUGGAGCAUUGAUUGGUAUCCUGAUAGAGAACUACACCAGUACCUCCUUGGCACGGAAAUCCUACCAGAUCCCUUUGGCGAUUAUGUACGUGGUUCCGAUAUGCAUGGCAAUCAUCCUCCUCUUUUUACCAGAUACGCCUCGAUAUUACAUCUCCCGUGGGAAGCAUGAUUCGGCCGUUGCGUCCAUUCGCAAAACACGAGGCAUCAAUGACAUGGAUCGUAUCCUUGCAGAGGUCGCCGAUAUACAGAAUACUUGGGACCAGGAACAAGAGUUGCAUAAGGAUGCUCGAAUAAUGGACAUGUUCCGUGGCUGUGAUCUUCGUCGAACUUUGAUCACUUUCGGAUGUGCCGUGGGUCAGACAGCAACCGGCGUUACAUUCUUGGCUGGCUAUUCGGUUUACUUUUACGUGCAAGCACGUAUUGGCAGUCCUUUCGUGUGGGUUAUGGCUGGUCUCGCAAUUGCUCUCUCUGGCAACUUGGCAGCAUUCCCGGCUAUGAGAUUUUUUGGUCGACGACCCCUCCUCAUAGGGUGCUCUAUCUGGUCUUCGAUUAUGAUGUUUGGCAUGGCCAUCGUUUAUACCAAGGCCGCUAAUGGCUCUCCAAAUGCGGGAAAAGCACUAGUCGCCUUUUCCAUCAUUUUCACUUGGACCUAUGGUCUGGGACAAGGCCCAGUUUUAUGGGCCAUCACUUCAGAAAUACCUUCUCAACGACUGCGAUCCCAAACCGUGGGUAUCGCAAACGGAAUCAACUUUAUUUUUGGCUGGCUGGUCGCGUUUUGCACACCUUACUUCAUCAAUCCCACUUCCCUGAAUUGGGGACCAAAGUACGGGUACAUCUGGGGCGCAAGCAAUCUGAUUCUCGCUGUCUGGGUCUUUUUCUUUAUCCCCGAGACUAAGGGCAGGAGUUUGGAACAGCUAGACGAGCUUUUUGAGAAGCGAGUGCCGACUUGGAAGUUCGCUAGUUAUAAGACGGAGCAUCAUAUUGUGGAUGCAGACAAAGUUUUCGAAGAUCCGAGUGGAGGAGAGGCAAAAGUUUGCGAGAAAAGCUUUGUAGUUUAUGCACGUGCAGUUCAGUCAAGUCUGUCCUACCGACAGUUUCCCACUGUGAUGAUCACAAGCAUCCCAAACAUUGGGUGA
Molecule: messenger RNA, 1647 nt
Organism: Mollisia scopiformis
Lineage: Eukaryota; Fungi; Ascomycota; Leotiomycetes; Helotiales; Mollisiaceae
Product: general substrate transporter
Exons: 3
Coding region: 1-1647 (548 amino acids)
Biological process (GO): transmembrane transport; carbohydrate transport
Cellular component (GO): membrane
Molecular function (GO): carbohydrate:proton symporter activity
Source: RefSeq, a predicted model, not a curated record